CAUUCAGACUUUUCGGAUGUACUGCAGCAGUAGCGGAGACGACGCCUUCUUGUUUCAUUCCGUGUUUGAACCCUUUUCCGUGCUGAUCUCGAUUCGGGUUUCGUGUCGGGAACAUUUCAGUGGACGUUAUUUCAGUGUUUGGGUUUAGGGGGUAGCGGGUUUGAGGUGGAGAAGGUGGUGGAGGAGAAGGUGGAGAAGUUUUCUCAGCGUCAUCUCAUUUCCUCCACCUUCCCCACCUCAAAUGAAAACAUGGUGCAUUGGCAGGUGCGGGUCUGAUUUCAGCUUUUUUCUCCUCGUUUUUCGACUCCACGGCCACACCAUGGCACGCGUACAGGCUUUGCGGAUUGUCUGGGCACUGAUUUAACAUCUGGUUUGCUCUGGUUUUUUGGGGUCAAUCUGGAAAUUUCUCCUCCUCGCCCCUGUUUCUUUGGCGCUUUAGCUUAGCUGCAUCCCCUCCGUGCCGGGGCCCCCCUUCCAAACCAGGCCACAGCGAUGCGGACUUUACUACUGCUUUGAUUUCUAACCUUAAAUAUAUAUAUAUUAGCUAUAGUAAAGGAAAGAAGCUUUAUAUAAAUAUAUAUUUUUAGGUAUAUUUUAUGGACCUGACGGAUAGCUAGGAGACGCUUCCCUGAGCAAGAGCCAGAAUGCCGAAUGCGAAACGGCUGCUGCGGCUUUCCAACCGCUCCUUCUUGGCCUUCAUUUUCUUCUUCUCCAUGUCCACGACCUGCCUAUACUUCAUUUACGCGGCCCCUGGAAUAGCCAACACGUACUUCUUCAUGGUGCAGGCUCAGGGUAUAAUGUUACGUGAUAACGUGCGGACAAUUGGCCAGAUAAUCAGAUCAUACACCAAUAAGAACAGCACUCUGAAUGGCACAGAUUAUCCAGAAGGGAACAACUCCAGCGAAUACUUUGCUCAACCGACUACAUACCUCCCGGAGAAUUUCACCUAUGCCCAGAACCUGCCCUGCCCCGAGCGUUUACCUUCUAUGAAGGGUCCUAUGGAAGUAAAUAUGACCGAGCUUUCUUUUGAAGCGGUUGAACUGCAUCUUCGACAGCUGGGUAUUCAGUAUGGGGGACACUGGAAGCCCGAAGACUGUCAACCACGGUGGAAGGUGGCUUUUCUGAUCCCGUUUAGGAAUCGUCAUGAACAUCUUCCCAUUCUGUUUCAGCAUCUUGCUCCGAUGCUGCAAAGGCAACACUUGCAGUUUGCCUUUUAUGUAAUUGAGCAGGCAGGUACACAACCUUUUAACCGAGCCAUGCUGUUUAACGUGGGCUUCAAGGAGGCAAUGAAAGACCUGGACUGGGACUGCAUGGUUUUUCACGAUGUGGAUCAUAUUCCUGAGAAUGACCGUAACUAUUAUGGCUGCGGGCAGAUGCCUCGUCACUUCGCCACGAAACUUGACAAGUACAUGUACAUUCUGCCCUACAAUGAGUUCUUCGGAGGAGUGAGUGGACUGACAGUAGAGCAGUUCCGCAAGAUCAACGGGUUUCCCAAUGCAUUCUGGGGCUGGGGAGGGGAGGAUGAUGACCUCUGGAACAGGGUCCACUUUGCUGGCUUGAAUGUGACCAGACCCGAAGGAGAUAUUGGCAAAUACAAAUCAAUUCCCCAUCACCACCGAGGAGAAGUGCAGUUCCUAGGAAGGUACAAGUUGCUACGGUAUUCCAAAGAACGGCAAUUUUUGGACGGUCUGAACAAUCUCCAGUAUUCCCCAGAAAUCUCUAUAAGUAGUCUGUAUAAGAACAUCUCUGUUAACCUGAGCCCUGAGCUUGCCCCCAUAGCAGAGUACUGACCUCUGCCUCUUCGUCGUCUCCACUCCGCCAUCAGCACCCGAAGACGACCGACUCGGCAUCGUGGAGAACACCGUGGCCCGAACAUCGCAUACGGCCACCACGUAAAACCUUCAAAAUCAACAGACAAAAGGUUAAUAGGCCCGAAAGCUAAAACGAUUGUGCGCGCGUGUACCAUCGCACGCGUGAAUUCUUACGUGUUUUCUGUGUGCGUGCGCGUCCCAAUGCAUGUCUCUACGUUUAUGCGGCUUCAGCUACUCAAAAUCACCUCAUGCUAGGAAAAAAAAAAAAGAAAAAAAAAGGAGGAGGAGUAAUCAGGGCGUGUCAGUGUCAACAAUUCAAAUGUUUACUGUGAAGCCUUAACUGAUUUUCAUAGGCUGUUAUCACUCUAUCAUUUCUCAUCCAUGCCAACAAUGUAGAUCGCUCAGUUUUACAACUCUACAUCGAUUUAAACGCCAAUAGAUAUUUUAUGGCUCGUUUUUGUAUCAUAGUUGUAUUUUAAGGCAUAUGACGAUUGUUUUUCUUUUUUUGGGGGGGGGUUGGCCUUCGGCCUUCCUUAUUUAUUUAUUGUUUUCCCUUUCUUCGAACACUCCAGUGGGGUGUGUGUGUGUGUGUUAUGUAAGAGUCCAUGUUUUCUUUUCUCCCCGCAAGCUGUGAGUGCACGAGGGAUCACAACCGCUCACUUGAUCCUGUAAUGUCAUGCAUCAUUCCAGUGCACAUGUUCUUACUUUGGCAGCUAAGUGUCUUCUCGUCUCCCCCACCCCCCCACCAUUCCUCACAGAAACAGACACUUUAAAUUUAGGGACGGAAGUCAAACGAAAUUAAGGAUGUGGUCUAAUAAAACAAAACACCAAUAUCA
Messenger RNA from Silurus meridionalis, 2647 nucleotides. It is a transcript of the gene b4galt6, whose product is annotated as UDP-Gal:betaGlcNAc beta 1,4- galactosyltransferase, polypeptide 6. The record is from RefSeq and is a predicted model, not a curated record. Bases 645 to 1790 code for a protein of 381 amino acids. Gene Ontology annotation, biological process: glycosphingolipid biosynthetic process; carbohydrate metabolic process. NCBI's taxonomy places the organism in Eukaryota, Metazoa, Chordata, Actinopteri, Siluriformes, Siluridae. The transcript has 9 exons. Gene Ontology annotation, molecular function: UDP-galactose:glucosylceramide beta-1,4-galactosyltransferase activity.